CCCAGGCCUAGGCAGCUUGCGCCGCCGACCUUGCUAUUUCUUGGCUGCGAUGGCCUUGGUCGCCGGCCUGCGGGCCUUUGGGGCGAAGUGGCCCAGCUGGCUCAGGCGCAGCCCAUGGGCCCCUCUCUCCGCCGGCUUCUGCAGCCCGGGGUCAGCAAGACCCGCGGGGCCGGAGUCAGAGCCAAGGCUCACCAGCACGCGACAGCAGGACGGAAUCAGGAACAUUGUCUUAAGCAACCCCAGGAGGAGGAAUGUGUUGUCACUGGCCAUGCUGAAAUCUCUCCGAAGUGACAUUCUUCACGAAGCUGAAAGCGAAGACCUGAAAGUCAUUAUAAUUUCAGCCGAGGGCCCUGUGUUUUCAUCUGGACAUGAUUUGAAGGAGCUGACAGGUGCGCAAGGCCGUGAUUAUCACACUGAGGUAUUUCAGACCUGUUCUGAGGUCAUGAUGCUGAUCCAGAACCACCCGGUCCCCAUCAUUGCCAUGGUCAAUGGCUUGGCCACAGCUGCCGGCUGUCAGCUGGUUGCCAGCUGUGAUAUUGCUGUGGCCAGUGACAAGUCUUCUUUUGCUACGCCUGGGGUGAACGUUGGACUUUUCUGCUCUACCCCAGCGGUUGCCCUGGGGAGAGCCGUGCCCAGAAAGGUGGCCCUGGAGAUGCUCUUUACUGGGGAGCCCAUUUCCGCUCAGGAGGCCUUGCGCCAUGGCCUCAUCAGCAAAGUGGUCCCAGAGGAGCAGCUGGAGGAAGAGGCCACUAGAAUAGCAAAGAAGAUUGCCUCUUUGAGCCGCUCGGUGGUGGCGCUGGGCAAGGCUACCUUUUACAAACAGCUGCCACAAGACCUUAGCACAGCCUACUUCCUCGCCUCCCAGGCUAUGGUAGACAACCUCACCCUGAAAGAUGGGCAGGAAGGAAUUGAAGCCUUCAUCCAGAAGAGAAGACCCGUCUGGUCCCACUGAGCCAGCAUGAGGAGUGCUGAGUUAAUGGUCAGCUCUAGGAAGCCCCCUGCCCUCCCGUCUUCUCUUGCCCCAGCCACACUGCCGCCUCCUGGUUGUGGGAGAGCAAAGCCACCUUUCUAACUUGGAUGUUGGUUUCCCAGUGUGUGAUCUGUAUUAAAGGCCAUGGUUCUGUGGGAAACAGAUAACGGCGGAGGGAACGACUUGCUAGGUCAGUGGCCAGGUUAAUGUGCACAGGGGUGUGCGGGCCCUGACAGAAACCCCAGAACCUGAAGUGAGGAGCUGCCCCUACAGGUGACAGUGAAGUGAGGCAUGAAGGAAGGGUGCCACACUCCCCACCUCCCCACCCCCCACCCCCGCUCUUCUGUAGUUUCCUACAGACAGUCCGUUCCAGUUGCUCGUGGCAAGUUGAACAUUUCCAAUCUCCAUGAGAUCAUCUCCACACUGAAAAUCUUCUUGAUUCUACCAGGAAAUCAUCACGCCUGUGGCUUUGGAUUAAUCUUAUGUGAUUUGAAUAAAUUGAAUAUUUAUAGA
Molecule: messenger RNA, 1483 nt
Organism: Rattus norvegicus (Norway rat)
Lineage: Eukaryota; Metazoa; Chordata; Mammalia; Rodentia; Muridae
Gene: Echdc3
Product: enoyl CoA hydratase domain containing 3
Exons: 5
Coding region: 50-952 (300 amino acids)
Cellular component (GO): mitochondrion
Source: RefSeq, marked provisional